Molecule: messenger RNA, 1948 nt
Organism: Lottia gigantea (owl limpet)
Lineage: Eukaryota; Metazoa; Mollusca; Gastropoda; Lottiidae
Exons: 14
Coding region: 8-1948 (646 amino acids)
Source: RefSeq, a predicted model, not a curated record
GCUGAAAAUGGCUUGGAGGAGGCGAGCUCUUAGUUUAUGUCUUGAAAAUAAACACUUUAAAGUGGAUCAAAGAGUUUUAAAUGCUGCCGUCGGACGAAAUAACGUUUCUGCUCAGCUGCAAAAUCAUGCAUACGGAACAUCAAGUAAAGGGAAGAGUUAUGAUGACGUUUUUAACCAGUCAAUCAAAAAUCCUGACGAAUUUUGGGCUGAGGCAGCAGAUCAGCUGGUUUGGAACAAGAAAUGGAAUAAAGUUUUAGAUAAUUCUAAAUCACCCUUUACAGAAUGGUUUAGUGGUGGUGAAAUCAGUACUUGUUAUAAUGCUGUUGAUAGACAUGUUGACUCUGGCAGGGGAGAUAACCUAGCUUUAAUACAUGACAGUCCAGUUACUAAUACUGUACAGAAAAUAACUUAUAAGCAACUACAACAGAAGGUAAGCAAGUUAGCUGGUGUAUUAAGAAAGUAUGGUGUAAAUAAAGGAGAUACAGUAUUAAUUUAUAUGCCAAUGAUUCCUGAAGCUGUUAUAACUAUUAUGGCCUGUACUAGAAUUGGUGCUAUUCAUUCUCUGGUAUUUGGUGGCUUUGCUGCUAAAGAAUUGUCAGUUAGAAUCAACCAUUUAGCUCCUAAAGUAGUAGUCAGUGCAAACUGUGGAGUAGAGCCCAACAGAAUUGUGCCUUAUAAACCAAUGUUACAUGAUGCCUUAAAUAUGAUAGAAUUUAAACCUAAUAAAUGUGUUAUAUUUAACAGGCCUGGGUUUGAUCGUGCUCCUAUGACAAAGAACCUAGAUGUAUGUUGGGAAGAAGAGAUGAGUGAUAUUAAACCAGUAGAUUGUGUACCAGUACUAGCUACUGAUCCUGUUUAUAUUCUCUAUACAUCUGGUACUACUGGCUUACCUAAGGCUGUAGUACGACCUAAUGGUGGACAUGCUGUCAUGUUAAAUUGGAGUAUGAGUAAUGUAUUUGGUAUAGCACCAGGAGAGGUAUGGUGGGCUGCUUCAGAUUUAGGAUGGGUAGUAGGACAUUCCUAUAUUGCUUAUGCUCCUUUAUUAAAUGGUAGCACCAGUGUUAUUUAUGAGGGCAAACCAGUUGGAACACCUGAUGCUGGUAAAUUUUUUCAAGUUAUUAAAGAUCAUAAUAUAAAUGGUAUGUUUACAGCACCAACUGCAUUACGUGCUAUCAGAGCUGCUGACUCAGAAGGUGAAAUAAGUAAGAAAUAUCUUCCAUUUACUGAUUUUCGAGCAUUAUUUGUAGCAGGUGAACACUGUGAUCAUGAAACUAUGGAAUGGACUCGGAAAGCUUUUGAUUGUCCUGUUCUAGAUAACUGGUGGCAGACAGAAACUGGCUGUCCAAUGAGUGCUACAUGUGUUGGUCUUGGUAUGGAUAGUUAUCCAACACCAGGUGUAGCUGGUAAACCUGUACCAGGAUGGAAUAUACAUGUUUUAAGACCUGAUGGAACAGAAUGUAAUGAUAAUGAAUUUGGACAAAUUGCAGUCAAAUUACCUCUUCCACCAGCAGCUUUCUCUACACUUUAUAAAAGUGAAGAUAGAUUUCUGAACACCUACUUUAAAACUAUUCCUGGUUAUUAUGAUACUAUGGAUUCAGGAUUCCGAGAUGAGAAAGGGUAUAUAGCUGUAAUGGCUAGAACUGAUGAUGUUAUCAAUGUAGCAGGACAUAGACUAUCUACAGGGUCUCUUGAGGAAGCUAUUUUAGAAAAUAAAGAUAUUGUUGAAACGGCUGUUAUUGGGGUCAAAGAUGAAUUAAAGGGGCAGGUCCCUGUAGCUUUAUGUGUUAUUAAACAAGGUAGGUUUAUGUCCUGUAAUAUUAUUGAUAUCAGAUAUGCUGUAUUUUUUCAUGUUUUCCACAUCUGUAGCAGAAAAGAAGUGUGUAAGGAAACAAAAUCAAUGCAAAUUCAGCUAGUUUCACAUAAAAAAAGUAAAUUAGACAUUUUGUAA